Molecule: messenger RNA, 3285 nt
Organism: Drosophila willistoni
Lineage: Eukaryota; Metazoa; Arthropoda; Insecta; Diptera; Drosophilidae
Exons: 5
Coding region: 171-3125 (984 amino acids)
Biological process (GO): DNA damage response; positive regulation of protein phosphorylation; cell population proliferation
Cellular component (GO): nucleus
Source: RefSeq, a predicted model, not a curated record
ACCCUAUUCUUACAAUGUGACCCUCACAAUCACAACAAGUGUUUUUUUUUCUGCCCGUGAUAAGAAAGCGAAUUUCAUUGUUAAUAAAUAAUAUUGCGCGCUCUGCAAAAUAUGCAGUUGUGGAGAAUACGAAAUCUAUUGAAUUUAAAAUCGCAAACAAUUUCAACAUAAUGCAAAAACAAGAGGAGAUCCUGACACGGCUCAAGAAAAUAUUUGAGAUAUUUUUGCACGAUAAUUUUACAACAACUAAUAAUGUUUACUUUGAGAAGCUUAUAACGCACUUACAGGCCGAGGAUAAUGCAUUCGUGAUGCAUGCCCCUUUUGUUAUCGAAUGGGUGGAUAGAUGCAUAACUCUCGUGACCGAGGAUAUUAACAAAGUGCAUCCAAAGGUAAUAUCCUUUAUGCUUAAUCUAGCUAGCUUUCUAGCGUCGAAUGAAUGGAUGUUAAUAAAACUUCGUGAACUGGAUAUUAUGCACAGAGUUGUGGCAUUCCUGCAAUCAAAUGAAAGACAUCACUUUAAUCCGUCCAUUAAACUGGGUGGCACUAGAGUGAUGAAAGCCGUCUCCAAUUACAGCAUGGGUUUGGCAUUUCUACGCAUGCAACGUGCUUGGACUUUGCUCAUCCAAUAUUCAAACAAUGAUCACACUCUGUAUGUGGUACGUGAGGCACGCAAACUGCUCUACGAGAUGUUGUAUAAAUUUUGCGAUAAAUUCCAUGAUCAAGCUGUCACCCUGGAGAUUCUAAGUGAAAUAAUGAAACCGAUUCACGACAAUCUAUAUGAGAGUACAGAUAAUAUGGAACGCAUACAUAUCAGUGUCGAUGAUCACGAUAUAUUGCAUAAAAUCUCAUCAACAUUAGACUUACUUACCUAUAUCCUGCAACAAAGUCUUGUCCUUGAGCAUAGAACAAAGUUAAUUGCGCUGCUCAAGGAGCAUCAUAAUUUAGAUUUUACCCUGUGGAAAUUGUCUGAUAUGACACAUAAUACGUAUUUUAUGGAAAAGAUUCUUACCUCCUUGAGUAGUUAUUAUUUUGCAUCUUUGGUGCAUGAGAAACUCCUAAAUCCAGAUGCAACAGAGCCAGUGGAACAAUUCACUGAAUUCGGUUCAUCAUUGUUCAAUGUCAUGAAAUUCUGUAUUAAUCGCGUGGAUGGUUUGAAUUUUGUGAAAAUGGCUGAGAUCAAUCAUUUGCUCUGGAAGAAAUUAGGAACUAGGGCGCCCAAAGAAGUGAUGAUUGAAAACGAGCGAGUGGCCAUUGAGAAUCAAUUGAUAUGCUUCCAUAUGUUGCCGCUGCUCUUCUCGAUGAAAUAUGCAAGGAUUUUGGGUGAAGAAUCGAAAGCAGAUCUGUUUGAUACCUACAUUAUGAAACUGUUGGAAAUGUCUUGCGAACAGACUUUACGAGUGUGCUACAACAUGCGGGAUGCCUUCUUCACGCCAGAUGGAGCAUUGAAUAGCCAUAUUUCGCCAGAUUUGGCCAACAAGUGUAUACAUAGUAUACUAUCACUGAAGCAUGUCCUCGAUCGAGAGCAGGCGGUAACAGUGUGUCAAAGUUUACUUUAUGUAUUACGCGAAGUUGUUGCAUUAACAUCGACAAAUCGCAUGGAAUCCGAUGAUUGUCACAGCGUGAGCAGUACAAGCAGCUCAUACUUGGAUAUGUAUCCGCGAGGCACUGAACUUGUUAUCUCGGAUCCCAAAGUUUUGCAUUCCGUAAUGGUAGGACUACGCACACUUAUCGAGCACUUUAAGAUUACGUGGAAGGAGUCGGUAGAGACCAUUGGCUUGGUCAAUUGUCUGGCCUUUGUGUUGGAAAAUACUAAUAUGGAUGCCCGGUGUACGGUUCAAGCCCUCAAAUUGGUUCAGUUGGCUGUGGAGCAUUUUCUGUCGCCAAAUAUGGCUUUACUGGUGGAUAAUCUUCAAGGCUCCGCAUUGGUUUGCUUGGGACCCAUUAUAGUGAAGCGAAUGCACGACACUACUUGGGAAGUGCGUGAUACUACCUUGGAACUGACCACAUCAAUAGCUAGUAUAUCGCGGAGCAAAUUUCCUGCUUUUCAACAAUUUCUCAUUGAUGCUAAGAUACCCCCAAUUGUAUAUGAGAUGGCAAAGAAUGAUUCAGAGUCUUAUGUACGGGCUUCAGCUUUUAAGUGCCUUGCCAAAAUGGUGUCUAUCAAUGCAUUGUGGGAGCACGGUCUUAGUCAAAUGGAUAUGGUGGACCAUCUAUUAUAUGUUUUGUAUCGAGAGAACGACGACAUUGUUCGUACCGAAGCCAUUGUUACCCUGACUAUGAUCUAUGAGCAUCGCAAAAUUCCGCCUAAAUACAAAAACACAUUGUUCUCCACUCUUAACUACUGUGUGGUCGGCGACCACCAUUGGGAGGUUAAGAUAAAUGCAUUGCGCUUCUGGAAAAUGGAGUUUCAGCGACAAUUUGAAAAUCAAGGAAUGAUUGAUGGUGUUUUUCCAACUGUUACAUUCUCAAAGGAGCACAAAAAGAUUGUCACUCUCACUGAGAAAGAAGUUCGCCUGCGCAUAGCAAAGAUUUUCACUGAAGUUCAACAAUAUGGUUAUUGGGGCAUUGUCCUUAAAUGUCUCAGAGAAGAAUAUGCCAUGGAGGUCUUAAAUGUUGUAGUAGCAGGUCAAAAAACAUUUAAUCAAAAGAUGAAAAAAUACGAGGGUCUAUUGAAUGAACUUGCUCUAAGAUCCCCACAGCCGCAGCCUUCAAAUGAUGUGGAUACCUCAUUUAGCUUUAACAACGAAACGUCGUCAAGUAGCCAAGAAGAUUCAUCCAUAUAUAACACGCCGACCCCCAUAAAUACUGAUCAAGCGGAUGAGGUUAUUGAAACCAUUCUCAAUUCGCGCGAUGUUCAACUUCUUGAGAAAGCUUUCGAAACUCAAAUGCAUAUAAAUGAUAGCGAGACUCCUGUUGAAAAGCGCCACAUCGAUGAAUUUUACUACAAGCAAUUUGCUAUUCCUACUAGCGAAUGGCUGACGGAAGUCAAGAAAAUUGAUUUGGAGCAACUGCUUAAGACCCAGGCGGAAUGGGCCGAGUGCAAGGAGAAUUUUGUGUCACUGCUAGAUGAUAUUUUAAUAGCAAUCAAGCGUGAUGAUGAGAACCUGAUUUCAGAUUGUUAUUGAAUUUAAUUAUUUGUUAUUCCACAAACAACAAUAGUCCUUGAAAUUUAAAUUCAUUCCGAUGCGAUGUAGUGUUCGAUUUCGGAUUUCAUAUGCAGAAGCUGCCUAGAAUUGUAAGAGCAAAAUGAGUCAAUGAAAAAUAGAAACUAUUUUUGAUAAUUAA